Molecule: messenger RNA, 351 nt
Organism: Entamoeba dispar SAW760
Lineage: Eukaryota; Evosea; Mastigamoebida; Endamoebidae
Product: prefoldin subunit, putative
Exons: 2
Coding region: 1-351 (116 amino acids)
Biological process (GO): protein folding
Cellular component (GO): prefoldin complex; cytoplasm
Molecular function (GO): protein folding chaperone
Source: RefSeq, a predicted model, not a curated record
AUGAACCCAGAACAAGCUGCACUUCAACAAUUCCAACAAUUAAAACAAGACCAAAACAUGUUGGCUAGACAACUUGCUGAUAUGGAUUCAACACUAAAAGAACAUAGACUUGUAUUAGAUGUUUUAAGUAAAGUUGAACCAUCAAGAAAAUGUUUCAGAUUAGUCAAUGGGGUAAUGGUAGAAAGAACAGCAUCAGAAGUUAUUCCAGCAAUUAACAAAUCGAUUGAACAAAUUCAACAAUUAAUGAAAGAGUUAAAUGAUAACAUUGCUUCAAAAACUUCUGAAAUUAAUAAGUUUAUGGAGCAUUAUAAAAUUCAACAAAGAGAUCAACCAAUUCUUGCUCAACCAUAA